Arabis nemorensis is the source of this 237-nucleotide messenger RNA. NCBI's taxonomy places the organism in Eukaryota, Viridiplantae, Streptophyta, Magnoliopsida, Brassicales, Brassicaceae. The record is from the annotation of a GenBank genome assembly.
AUGCCGAUGAAUAACAUAUUGCAAAAUACACAAACAACCUCCACUCGUGGUCGUGGACGAACUAGUCGUGGAGGAUCAUCGAACCGUGCUAGUGGUUCAAAAAGGGCCGGUGCAAGAUUAUCAAAUCGUGGUGUUGUUAGCAUAAAUGGACGCCUAGAACUUCUUCUUGAACUUAUAAUCGCUGAAUUAAAAGCAGAACACUAUACGGUUACACUACCGUUAGAUCCAGGCAAAUGA